Molecule: messenger RNA, 1281 nt
Organism: Oikopleura dioica
Lineage: Eukaryota; Metazoa; Chordata; Appendicularia; Copelata; Oikopleuridae
Source: the annotation of a GenBank genome assembly
AUGUCGCCACCAGCGCCGGAUUUUAUUCCGACUCUGGACCCGAAAGAAGAGCCGGAUUCGUUAGAGUUCCACAGCGUCACAGCUACUGAAACUCAACUAGACUUGAAAUUUCAACGACCGCUAGAAGAAUUGAGACGGAAGGGAUCGACAAGAGGGUUAGAUCCAGUUUUAGAAACGCCAGAGAAAAAAAUGGCUCGUCGUGGGGAAGACGAACAGACAAAGGUUGGGGGAGAAACCCUUGGCGGCUUCAUUGGUUUCGCCAACUUGCCAAAUCAAGUGCACCGAAAAUCGGUGAAGAAGGGAUUCGAGUUUACUUUGAUGGUCGUUGGAGAAUCGGGUCUUGGAAAAUCGACGCUAAUCAAUUCUCUCUUCCUCACAGAUCUCUACCCCGAUCGAGAGCUUCCUGAUGCCGAAGCUAAGAUCAAACAAACAGUCUCAAUGGAAGCCUCGACAGUUGAAAUCGAAGAGCGCGGCGUGCGACUCCGACUCACCGUCGUCGAUACUCCCGGCUUUGGCGACGCGAUCAACUCUUCAAAAUGCUACGAUCCAAUUCUCGAAUACAUCGAUGCGCAGUUCGAGCGAUAUCUGCACGACGAAAGCGGACUCAACAGAAGAAACAUUUCCGAUAAUCGAGUCCACUGCUGCUUCUACUUUAUCUCGCCUUAUGGACACGGCCUCAAGCCACUGGACAUUGAAUUCAUGAAAUCUCUUCACAACCGAGUAAACAUCGUGCCAGUCAUCGCCAAGUCGGAUACAUUGACGAAACAGGAAGUCAACAGGCUCAAGAAACGCGUUCUCGACGAGAUCGCCAAGCACAAUAUCAAAAUCUACCAACUUCCAGACGUAGAAGACGACGAAGAAGAAGACUACAAGGAACAGACUCGAGUGCUAAAGCAAUCGAUUCCCUUCGCCGUCGUCGGCUCAACGACAACUAUCGAAGUGAAGGGACGAAAAGUGCGCGGACGGAUGUACCCUUGGGGCGUCGUCGAACUCGAAAACGACGAGCACUGCGAUUAUCUCAAGCUCCGAACUAUGCUCAUCUCGCACAUGCAAGAUCUCCAAGAAGUGACACACGAUCUGCAUUAUGAAAAUUACCGAGCUACUCGACUCGACCCCGAGAAUGUUGUCGAACCAGUCAAACCAGGAAAACAAGCAUCUGGCAACACUGACGCAAAACUCCGGGAAAAAGAAGCCGAGCUGGCGCGAAUGCAAGCCAUGCUCGCCCAGAUGCAGAAACAGUUGCAGAUGCAAAACGACGGUCAACAAACUCACCAGCUAUAA